This is a messenger RNA of Plasmodium gonderi, 3057 nucleotides long. RefSeq names its product DEAD/DEAH box helicase. The transcript has a single exon. NCBI's taxonomy places the organism in Eukaryota, Apicomplexa, Aconoidasida, Haemosporida, Plasmodiidae. The coding region runs from base 1 to 3057 and encodes 1018 amino acids. Gene Ontology annotation, molecular function: nucleic acid binding; ATP binding. The record is from RefSeq and is a predicted model, not a curated record.
AUGAAUGUGAAUUGGAUUUCACACCUUGAAAAUUUACUUGACAAACAAAAAAAGUACGAAAAAAGUCAUGACAAGAAACUGACGAAGGUAGAACAGAAUGCACACAAUGGAAAUGAGCACUCGGAAUGUAAGAACUCUGUGAGAAAUCCAAAUAUUGAGAAGCACGAUGUUGCGAGGCACGAGGUUGAGAAGUAUGAUGCUGGGAGGAAUGACGCUGGGGGACCCGUUUGGGAACAGGGCUCAGAUCGAAAUUCCAAUCAGCUGAGCAAGUACGAGAUAGAAAAGUCCAUUUUGGAAAAUUACAAGAAGGAAAAUAUAAAUGAGUUAUACCCGUGGCAAGUAGAAUGUAUAAGGGAACUGAAAAGGGUCAGAUGGGAAGAAGGAGAAAAUUUCCUGUUCGUUGCACCGACAUCUGGUGGUAAAACGUUAGUAGCUGAAAUUUUUGCCUUUGAAGAAAUAGAAAAAACGGACAAAAUUUUUUUUUUGUUUCCUCUAAAUUCGUUAAUAAAUGAAAAAAUGACAUAUUUUAAAAAAAUAUGCAAAGGUACCAAAAUAAAGGUGGGAAUCGAAUUUUCUGAGUGUAACAUAAUUCUGUGGACAUAUGAAAAAAUGAAUAAUCAUUUAAACAGGAAAAAAUUAGACCCACAUGGGGAAAUGAUGGAAUUCCAAAAUGGCUUUAUCCCUUUAGGGAAACGAAGAAUGCAAUGCAAUAAUGGUCAAACCGUUAGGAUGUCAAAUUAUAUAUCGGGUAAUAACCAACUGCAUAAUUUCAUUGUCGUAAUUGAUGAACUGCAUCUGAUAAGUGAAAAAGGGAGGGGAAUUUACAUCGAGAAUAUUAUUUCAAAAAUUUUGUACCUGAACAAAAAUGGAGCGAAAAUAAAAAUAAUAUGCAUGAGUGGUACACUAAACAAUCUGACCAGAUUGAAAAAAUGGAUGAACGCUAAGUUGUAUGUUUCUUCUUAUAAAAGACCACAAGAAAUAAAAGAACAUUAUAUAUGCAAUUGUGGUGUUUAUAGGAAAGAGAGAGGAGAUGGAUUUCCCUUUUCAUAUUUGUGCAAUGUGAACGAUUUUUACCUCUUAUGGGGAAGAAAUAAACACGGUGAAGGGGGAGGAGAAGGACGAAACGGAGGAGACGGACGAAACGGAGGAGACGGACGAAACGGAGUAGAAGGGUUCCCCAAAGUGAACAACCUUAAAGGAUGCAACAUGAUGGAAGAAACGAAUAUCAUGCAUGAGAAGAAUGCAAAGGAUAAUAUUACUAAUUUUUUGAGAAAAAAAAAAAAUCCAUCGAUAAAUAACAGUCUUGUUCAUUCUCUUCUAUGUUUUUCACAACACAGUCGAAUGAAUAAUUUGAAUACUUUAAUAUUCUGUUCCACCAAAAAAAAUUGCGAAUUUUAUGUCAACUUGAUUAAUCAAUAUUUCAAGACCACCUACUCCAUGGAAGACACACCUGAGGAGGUACAAUUGAGAAGGCAAAAAUUAAACGAUAGAAUACGUCUUCUUGAUAGUUAUUCACACAAUAAUAUGAAUCAACUUAUAAGCAAUGGAAUAUGUUACUACUAUAGUGACAUCACGAAUUCGAUAAAAAGAUUGUUAGAAGUAGCGUAUAAGGAAAAGACCUUAUUUUUGUUAACAUGCACAUCUACAUUAUCCGUAGGCCUGAAUCUGUUAGUGGAUAGGGUUCUAAUAUCAUCUCCAUUUAUUGCACAAAACUUUUUAAGCGUAACUCAGUAUAAGCAAAUGAUUGGAAGAGCAGCAAGACACACCACAGGAGACUCUUUUCUUCUUAUUGAAAAGAAACAUGAAAAAAAAAUGAUUCAAAUGUUUCAGGAAAAUUUUACCAAUAUAACAAGUACAAUGAAUGGGAAAUCUUCUCUGGAUGAAAUGGAAAAAUAUUUAAUAGAAUUUCUUUGUCUAGUGGGUGAAUCUGCUUCCAUUCGAGAUGUAAUUGCUAUGCUUUCCUUUUCCCUACACUAUGUGGAGGUUCUUGAUGGUCAUAUCUUUUCCUCUCAAGCAUUCACGAUGUCUCAGUCCUUUUCAACCACACCUGCACAGCAAUCUCUUCCACAUCUGAUAGAGGGAGAAAGCCCAUGUAAUAUGUGCGACACCGAAUGGCUGUGUUCCUAUGAAACUCCAAUUUCAGCACGAAUCCAUGUAGAAGAAAAAAAGAUAGAAACUCCAAGUUGUGCAUUGGAAAUAGAUGAAGAGAAUUUUACCCCUAAUGAGCGUAUUUUUUAUGAUGCAAAAAAAGAGGAAAUUCAUGCUGUGAUCAAUGUGUUAAUAAAACAUAAGUGCAUAGAAAUUGAAAAGGAAAAUAAGAAAAAAUUCCGAGUAACAAAUUUUUGCAGAUCUCUAUGUGUAAGUAAUUUCACGGCAUCCUUUGGUACAGAAUUAUUGAAUGAAAUAAAAAAUUAUGACAGGGUUCACCUUUAUGAUAACAGUUUUCAUUUAUGCUACAUUUGUUCCUCACACAAUUUGAAUAUAGCAUCAUUUACUUAUUAUCUUCCAUUUUUAAAAAAUUUAAUUACUAUGAUAUGUUCAGAUAAUUAUACAAAACAUAUAAUUUUUCAAAUUUUAAAAUUUGAUAGUGAUAUUAUAAAUAUGUUAAAUUUAAAGAAUCAAAAUAUUUCAUUUCAUAAGAAGAAGAAAAGGUUUUUUUCAGAUGACCUUGUUCAGAAAAAAUACAACAAAUUGUAUUUAUCCAUAUUACUUUUCUUACAUUUGAAGGGAACAAAACAUUCCAUUCUAUGUUCUAUUUUUAAAAUAACUGAAGAUGUCUUACAGUCCAUUUUGCAGCAUACUUACAUGCACAUCCACAUUUUGAUUUCCUUCUUCGACCAACUUGAUGAGUGGAUCAUCUCCAGUUUGUUGAAAAAGUUCCUUCAGUACUUUAAAACGUCUACAUUUGUUUCAACAUCCGAUGCAAGUGGUUACAUGAUGACCAGCACCCUUCCACUUAAUGCAAAUCACACUCGUCGAUUUGCAAGAGGAAAAAGGAAGCACGAUUCUGAUGUACUUUCCACUGGUGGUGGUGUACUACCCAUCAUUCCUGGUUGA